Messenger RNA from Poeciliopsis prolifica (blackstripe livebearer), 749 nucleotides. RefSeq names its product fibroblast growth factor 21 (gene fgf21). Gene Ontology annotation, biological process: positive regulation of gene expression; fibroblast growth factor receptor signaling pathway; positive regulation of cell population proliferation. Gene Ontology annotation, cellular component: cytoplasm. Gene Ontology annotation, molecular function: fibroblast growth factor receptor binding; growth factor activity. NCBI's taxonomy places the organism in Eukaryota, Metazoa, Chordata, Actinopteri, Cyprinodontiformes, Poeciliidae. The record is from RefSeq and is a predicted model, not a curated record. The transcript is spliced from 4 exons. The coding region runs from base 138 to 749 and encodes 203 amino acids.
CCUUCAUUCCAGCAGCAGCUCACACAGAGUCAAGAAUUUCAUAUUUAUUAUUUAUUGUGGAUUUUUCUCCCAGUAGCUAUUAUUAUUAUUUAUUUUGUAUUUAUUUUAUUUAACAUUCCCUUGUAUUCGACGUCAAAAUGUUUUUGUUUCCAAAUAACCACCCUGCCUUCCCGUUCCCCUUCCUUUUCUUCAUCCUCUCUCUUCCCUUUUCAUGGUCGUUUUACAUCCCAGAAUCCAACCCAAUCUUUGCCUUCAGGAAUCAGCUCAGAGAGGUGAAUCUCUACACAGAAAAUCACAGACAGGGUUUGUAUGUGGAGAUACAUCUGGAUGGGAGAGUGACUGGAAGUGAUGCUCUGAGUCCUUAUAGUGUGCUGCAGAUUAAGUCUGUGAAACCGGGUCAUGUGGUCAUAAAGGGACAGACGUCGUCCCUGUUUCUCUGCAUGGACGACGCCGGGAAUCUAAGAGGACAGAAGGCCUUUUACGAGGCCGACUGCUCCUUCAGGGAGCUGCUGCUGGCUGACGGCUACACGCGUUUCCUGAACUCACAACACGGCAUUCCUUUAUCACUGGCAUCCAGAAACUCUCCGGAUCGACACUCGGUUCCUUUCACCAGAUUUUUACCUCUCAGGAAUACGUUAACGGUUUCAGAAGAAUCAACAAAGACUCAGAGGGACUUCAACCUGGACUCGGACGACCUUCUGGGGAUGGGACAGAACGCGGUGGUUAGUCCUCAGCUGCUCAUGGACUAA